AUGCCUACCGCCAUAGUUACCGGAGCCUCUAGGGGAAUUGGGCGUGGAAUCGCUCUACGCCUAGCCUCGGACGGCUUUGAUGUUGUUGUCAAUGACAUUGUCCAACAAAAAGAUCAUAUCGAGAAUGUCGUAUCUGAAAUCGAGCAAAGUGGAAAGCGAGCUCACGGGAUUGUUGCGGAUGUUAGCAAACAAGCCGAUGUCGAGCGUCUCAUUUCUGAAACAGUGAAAACGUUCGGGCAAUUGGAUGUUAUGGUUGCAAAUGCCGGUAUUCUGGAAACCACGUCCCUUUUGGAGCUUACAACCGAGCAAUGGGACCAUGUUAUGGGCAUCAAUCUCCGUGGUGUCUUCCUUUGCUAUAGCAUGGCCGCUGGACAGAUGAUCAAACAAAAGACCAAAGGCAAACUCAUCGGGGCUUGCUCAAUCUCUGGAUAUCGUCCCAGCGGCAAGGCUCCUGCCUACUGCACUAGCAAAUGGGCAGUGCGUGGUCUCACACAGACAGCCGCAUUAGAGCUGGGUGAGCAUGGAAUCACAGUCAAUGCGUACUGCCCAGGAUCAGUCAAGACUGAUAUGUCUACGGUUUUUGCUAAGCGAUUGGCUAAGGAGCAAAAGGACGCCAACGUGGAUGAAGCCUACAAAACAUCCUCUCAUCGUAAAAAUGCACUCAACCAGGAACUAUUCCCGGAGGAUAUUGCGUCGCUUGUCAGCUUUUUGGCUGGCAAGGAUUCAAAUGCGAUGACAGGUCAGACUAUGAUUUGUGACGGUGGCAUGUACUUCACCUACUUGCUUUGUCCAUAG
Penicillium arizonense is the source of this 795-nucleotide messenger RNA. RefSeq lists its product as uncharacterized. Lineage: Eukaryota; Fungi; Ascomycota; Eurotiomycetes; Eurotiales; Aspergillaceae. Bases 1 to 795 code for a protein of 264 amino acids. The transcript is spliced from 3 exons. The record is from RefSeq and is a predicted model, not a curated record. Gene Ontology annotation, molecular function: oxidoreductase activity.